AUGGGUAGAGGAUGUACUACGUUUCUCGUCGUUGCAUUAAUGACGUUUAAUGUAAUAUUUCUCUUAAUUGGUGCCGCAAUACUAUGUUUUGCCAUAUAUUGUUAUGUGGAUUCAUUAAUUCAAAGUGCAGUAUCUCGUUCUGGACAUGCUGAUAAAAUGCAAAACUUAUUAUAUGCUCUUAUCGGUCUAGGAUUGUUAACAAUUGUUGUGGCUGUUUUUGGAUGUUGUGGAGCUUAUCAUGAAUCUCGUUGCCUACUUGGAACAUACUCUAUUUGUUUAACCAUUAUGUUCGGAGUUGAAAUAGCCAUAGCAGCUUUGUGUUUAGUAUUUAAAGUUGAAACGGAAAGAAGGAUUAUUCAAGCUUUAGAAAAUAUUAUCAUGCGAUUUAAAAAUGAAUCAGUUGAUGAAAACUUCGACAGAAGUGAUUCCUACCGUGAUUGGAUACAACAAAGUCUUCAUUGUUGUGGCAUCAAUGGAAUGAAUGAUUAUCCAGGAUUAACUGUCCCAUCAUCAUGUUGCAUCCCAAAGCAUCAAAAUUGUCCAGAUAAAUCUGCCUCGUAUACUAUAGGGUGUAAACAAGUAAUUAAUGAUUUGGUGAAAGAAAAAUUUCUCAUGGCAAUAAUCCUUAUUAUGAGUGUUCCAUUAUCAAAGUUAUCAUUUUACGAUGAUCUCGAUGAAGCAGUGAUUUUGGAAAGGUACGGAUGGACGAUUCAUUAUGCAAAGCCAUGUUCUGCAUUGCAUUGGCUCAUGUUGGAGUGUUUAACAAAGGACAAUUGAAUAAAUAUCAAGUAGGAUUUAAAUGAAGUGAAAGGGGAGGAAGGCAAAUGUAUUAUUUCCCGAAAAUUCGACACAAGCCAUUUAAAAAAGACUUUUUUGAUGGUCGUCAUUUUGAAUCACGAGGUUACCGUCCAGCCAAGCCCUACAGAACAUAUCUUAAAUGAGUUAUCCCCAAAGACACUCUAAAGAUGUAUAAAUACCGACUUUUUUACUCAUGGAUCACCAGAUGAACCUUUGACUUUCCAUUACCUUCUCACUUGUUUAGGUGUCGGGUUGAAAGUUGACGGAAGACAGUUCAGAUUUAUUUAGAGAGUUUUAAAAUAUAUCUAUUCGUCGAGUUAGCUUAUGUAUCCAUCUUUCGGUUAUCUUAGCUACAACCAGGUUAUGGCAAUGACGACGGUUAUUUACACUAACAGAAGAAUGACUUGUUCACGUUUUCCAAGAACACAAGUAUAUCUACACACAAUGAGAAGACGGAGUUCAUCUGAAAAAUGUGAUAUAUUUGCGUUGUGCAUUUCAAACAUAUUUGUUAAGGCAUUUUACACGAAAGUUAAUAAAAGGUGAAUUCAAUAAAAGUUCAAAUAAACAAAUGGGUCAUUUUAAACAAAAGGAAUGAAAAAAAGUUUUUAUUAAAAGAAUAGAAACUUGUCAUAUCAUCCUAGUCUGUAAAAUAACCCAGAUUAGAUGUCAAGGUCAAGGUCACGAGAAAUUAUUUCUUUACACACAAAGACAAUUUGAAUUUUUUAUUAACUAAGGUUUCCAAAAACCUAAGAAUUAGUUCUUGACCGUUCCUUUAUAACAUUUCAGAAAUGGUAUUGAUGUUUAUCAUACGCUCCAUUUCAAUUAUUCGUUUUGCUAUUGAUAAACAUGGUUUUUUACUUCCUACGUUUAUCGGAGCAUUUGAGACUAACUGGUUCUCAAGCCAUAUGGAUAUAUGCUCUAUAAAUACCCAAUCAGGAGUUAUGGAAAAUGUGUCUAGACUGCUUCAGAAUGAGUGUCGAAUGCACCGAAUUCAUGUUUAUUCUGAUUUCUGAAUAAUAGACACCUUUAUGUUUUCUCCUAGCCUUACUUUAAUAUUGAAGUUUUAAAUUUUAACCGUAGUCCUUGUAAUUUAAUAAUCUCGUCAGUCACACUCAAAAUCGCUAAAUAGCGACUAAUGUUACACUUGUCCUAGUUCCUAGAGCAGUAGCCACACUCCAACUUGAUUGAUAGAGUCGUAUCAAUACUAAAGGUUUAGAUAAACAUGAUAUUAGUUAUUACCCAGUGAUCAAUCAAUCGAUAGAAAUCGACCUGAAGGAGGUCAAUAGCUUAUCUCUUACUGUCAUUAUGAAUAAGGCUAAUUUGAAUUCAAAAUCAGGAUCAUCGCUGACUUCAAAGUGCUAGAUACAUUUUGAUGAUAAGCACUAACUAAUUAACACAAAAUUUAAGUCUAACUGGACCUUCACAAUUGUUUCCAAUUAUAGUCCAUGGAUCAACAUUAAAUUAGCAAAUCAAUGAGUCAUAAGGAACGUGGAAUCUGACAUCGAUAUCCAUAUCUUCACAGGAAUCUGAAGUUAUCAAGAUAAAUCCUAAAGUGGUAGAAAUAGCAACUGUAUUGAUGAUAGUAGAGUACGUUAAUCAUAGACAAUAUGAUUCAAGAAGAAAGAAUUAGUUCAUGGAUUAGGAAAAAAACCUUUUAAAGCUUGAGAUUUAAUAGAAGAAAACAAGUGAAUUCAUCUGUUUAAUUUUAAAGAAUUCUUAGCCAUAUCAACUAACGUCUCCAACCAUUAGUUACUGUGUUCUGCAUCUACCUACAUGACUUUUCUCCAACAGUCAAUAACUUGAUGAACUAAUGUCAAGUUUUGGUCUAUCUGCCCAUCACUUUCCUCCAGCUAACAAUGCUCAUUGAGGUAGUCAGUGAUUGGACAUACGCAA
Messenger RNA from Schistosoma rodhaini, 2691 nucleotides. Lineage: Eukaryota; Metazoa; Platyhelminthes; Trematoda; Strigeidida; Schistosomatidae. The record is from the annotation of a GenBank genome assembly.